AUGGCCUCACGUUUAAGCCCUCGAAACUCGGAAGUAAAUGCUCUUGAGCAACGUGGCUAUUUUCUUGGCAAAAAAAUUGGACAGGGUUCAUAUGCAACUGUUCACUUGGCUGAAUUUUCCGAUGGAGUUAAUCCAAAGAAAAUGAAACUUGCAUGUAAAAUUUUUGACAAAGAAAAAGCGCCACCCGAUUUUUUAGAUAAAUUCUUUCCCCGCGAACUCGAAAUUUUAACGAAAAUUGAAAAUCCUCAUAUUAUUCAGGUUCAUAGUAUUCUUCAACGUGGUCCGAGGGUUUUUAUUUUUAUGCGUUACGCUGAUAACGGAGAUCUUUUGGAUUUUGUUAAAAAAAAGGGCUUUAUUCCGGAGCAACAAGCAAAAUUAUGGUUUCGACAAAUGGCUUCCGGUUUACACUACCUUCACGGCAAAAAUAUUGCUCACCGAGAUUUAAAAUGCGAAAAUAUUUUACUGUCACGAAAAUUCAACGUUAAACUAGCAGAUUUUGGAUUUGCAAGAUUUUGCAUUGAUGAUGACGGUCGUCGUGUAUUAAGUCAAACAUACUGUGGAUCAGCGGCGUACGCCGCACCGGAAGUGGUGUCCGGCACACCAUACAAUCCAAAAUUAGCCGACGUUUGGUCACUUGGCAUAAUACUCUAUAUAAUGCUAAAUGGCUCAAUGCCAUUUGACGAUUCAAAUUUACGCAAGCUUCUAAAGGAUCAAAUGUCAAGAAAUUGGAUAUUUCGUUCACGUGUACGUGAUAUUAUAACAUCGCAGGCGAAAAGUAUCGUUAGACACAUUCUCGAGCCCGAUAUGACGCUAAGAUUGACAUUGGAUCGUGUCUUGGGACACGAUUGGGUUCGCGUCAGAAAGGAUAAAAAUAAUUUAAUGACAGGAAGACUUGUACAUUCAGCGCCACCAAUUCGACCACAAGUAAUAACGAAUUUAAAAAAAAAUUACCUUACUAUACAUUAUUUUCCCCCUCAAGUUUCUUGUUCUUGGGAAAUUUGUCAAUUUAGCAAAAUUUCUCUAUUAUCGAUAUUUUUAGCGUCGAUAAAGUCGAUAAAGAAGUUCACUACCUUCUGUUUCACGUUUCUUUUCAUAAUCUCAUUUUUCAUUAAAUUAUAA
Messenger RNA from Leptopilina heterotoma, 1119 nucleotides. RefSeq names its product testis-specific serine/threonine-protein kinase 1 (gene Tssk). Gene Ontology annotation, molecular function: ATP binding; protein serine/threonine kinase activity. The record is from RefSeq and is a predicted model, not a curated record. Gene Ontology annotation, biological process: intracellular signal transduction; cellular response to glucose starvation; protein phosphorylation. NCBI's taxonomy places the organism in Eukaryota, Metazoa, Arthropoda, Insecta, Hymenoptera, Figitidae. Bases 1 to 1119 code for a protein of 372 amino acids. The transcript is spliced from 4 exons.